GAGGAAUUACUCAUGACACUUUCCAAAAGGAGCUCAUGUGCUUUGACCCUGAUACUGACAAAUGGAUCCAGAAGGCGCCGAUGACCACUGUCAGAGGUCUGCAUUGCAUGUGCACUGUGGGAGAAAGGCUCUAUGUCAUCGGCGGCAAUCACUUCAGAGGAACCAGUGAUUAUGACGAUGUCCUAAGCUGUGAAUACUACUCACCGAUCCUUGACCAGUGGACCCCAAUUGCUGCUAUGUUAAGAGGGCAGAGUGAUGUUGGGGUCGCUGUCUUUGAAAAUAAAAUCUACGUGGUUGGUGGGUAUUCGUGGAAUAAUCGUUGUAUGGUAGAGAUCGUGCAGAAAUAUGAUCCAGAUAAAGAUGAAUGGCAUAAGGUGUUUGAUCUCCCAGAAUCCCUGGGUGGCAUCCGAGCUUGCACACUCACGGUUUUUCCACCUGAAGAAACCACACCAUCACCUUCUAGAGAGUCCCCUCUUUCUGCACCGUAAAAUCGUCCCUGCAACUAAGAUGCUGUAGUCCUAUCUUUGCAGUGUGUCAUGAAUUCUCUUCUUUUGCCCCCUCUCCUUAAGUAGUGUAUGUUAGGAUUAUCCUCCAGUAAUUGAUACAAAUAUUGGAAAAAAGACAUUGAUGUUCUUUGUGCUGUUUGUUUGGCUUCGAGUGUUUAUAAAGUGGUAACAAACCAUUCUGGAAAUGUAUCCCAUAGAAGCUGAUAUUUAACAUACAAGAAAAAAAAAGUAUUGUCUAUAAGAUGUUUCUUCAGUACUUUUUGAUGCUGUGUACUGGAUGUAAGGUGUUUGUCAUCUUACAUUAGAAAAGCCCAAUAAACCAAGUUAAAAGGUGGAUUAUAGUAAAUGUGCAACUGUGCUAACUAGGCUUCAAAGUAAAAAGUUUUCCUUUCAUCUUUGACUGUGAGAUGUUAGAGGGAGACAGCCAGUUCCAACAGGAGACACCAGACAAAAGGUUGCCAACUCGCAUGAGCUACCUGCCUCUUUCCAUAAAGUAUUUUUGACAUAUCUGUCAGCCCUCCUGUCUGUGGGGGUGCAUUGAAAACACAUCCAAUUUCUUAGAUGCACAGGAGAAAUAAUCAUUGAAAUUCACCAAUCUUAAUUUUAAAAAAACAGCAUGACCCCUCAACUUGUAAACAAGGGUUUGGGGGUUUUUAGGUGUGUAUAAAUACAUGCACCCAUAUAUGUCAAAAAGGAAAUUUUUAAAAAUUGACUAGAAUGUCAAAUUAAUGCGAAAAAAUAAAUACUUUUAAAUUUCUUCCAAAAAGCAGCUUCAGUUAAAAUGGGAAUUCAGUAUGCACAUACUGAAUGCACAUAUGUAGAAUCAUACUGAAUUUAGGUGGACAAGGGCUAGAAAUUUUGAGCAACUAAAUUUGUCAUUUGACCAGAUUUUUCCCUCCAAAACUGUAAUCUACACCUUCUCCUUUGCUGUUGAGAUAACUUACAUAUUAUAUGUAUUCUGUAUACUCAGUUCAUAAGAUUAUUUAGCACACAAUAUAGCAGCUUCACCUGGUGAGCUGCUUUUGCUCAGUGAAUUCAACUUCCAUGUUCUAUCUUUUUUGUUCAAUAAAAAACAUUUGAUGUCA
Molecule: messenger RNA, 1591 nt
Organism: Capra hircus (goat)
Lineage: Eukaryota; Metazoa; Chordata; Mammalia; Artiodactyla; Bovidae
Gene: KLHL13
Product: kelch like family member 13
Biological process (GO): protein ubiquitination; regulation of cytokinesis
Cellular component (GO): Cul3-RING ubiquitin ligase complex
Molecular function (GO): ubiquitin-protein transferase activity; cullin family protein binding
Source: RefSeq, a predicted model, not a curated record